UAUUUAAAUAAUAAUAUAUGGGAACCUUUCACAUUUCUUGUUCCUUCCGAUGUGCUUUUCUCAGUGCAUCGCGAAAUGUUUGUGUACAUAGCAACUAAAAGACCGUUAUUUCUGGUACAAACUGUUGAAAGCAGUCAUUUUUUCAACGAGAAUGUCUCUGCAGGCAUCUUCUCAGUCUGUCGGGAUGCAGAAAUGUACUGAUGAGGAAACUUUCUACAUGCACUGCAGAGCCGCCUAUCUGACUGUAUUCAGGUCUAGUCUGGCCAGUAUCACCUCCAAACAUCAGCUAUGCCGUGUUCUCCAGCAGGCAGGCAGAAAUCCAUCCCAGGCAACUCUCAACAAACACUGGACCCCAAGAACCACUAAGCUGAACUUUGAUGAUUUCUGUGAGAUAGUGAAGAGUGAGAGGCCGACAGAGGCGCACGAGUUGAUGAGAGCCUUCAGAAAGAUGGACAUUAAUGGGGAUGGCUAUAUCUCACACAGUGAACUACACAAAGUCCUCACUUCAAGAGGUGAAAAGAUGGCUGCCGAGGAGGUGGAUGCCAUUUUUUCAUUAGCUGAUACCAACAAAGAUGGCAAAUUGGACUAUGCCGAGUUCUGCAGACUGUUGGUGUCCACGGCAGAGCAGUGUCAGAUUGCAGCUCUGGAGAGACUGGAGGCUGAUGCCAAGCUGAAGAGACAGAACUUUGGCAACGAGUUAGACAGCUCUCCAAAGAGCUCUGCGUCCACCGCUGUGACUGUCCCCAAAACAGAGCCGGACACCACACUGAAGAAAGACAGCAGAUCGUCGUCCCGUCCCUCCUCAGCUCGCAGUAGACGGUCGUCACUGUCUAACGCCAUCACCAUGGCAGCCAGCAACACUAAGAACAUCAAGCUGGCAGAGCACACAUCUAUACAGGACUGGCAUCACACCUGUAUGAAGGGCAGUUUCUUCCUUGAGGAGGAUGGAGGCAUCACGUCCCUGCAAUACCAUCUCACCGUCCCCCAGACAGCCACCGUCUACCUCACCAUCAGCCCUCUCAACCUUAGCCAGAGACUUGAAAAGCCCUCGUCCUGGAUGUCGGUGGACACAGCUGUCUUUGUGGUAUCAGGAAAAGCCACUAAAGAGGACUCCACUUUGGUGUGUUUUACUGAGUCAAGAGACAAAGAGAAGUGUUGCUGGAAGGGGGAGCUGAGUGCUGGUACCUACUGCCUCCUUCCUUUCACCACGGGCUGUAGGCUGAGGAGGAGGACCAGGAAGAGUGUGUCUAAAGCUGUCACGCUGGUCAACAGGACUGACACUGGGGAGCUGGACCUCACUAGGGACUUCAGGGGGGCGCUGUCUGAUAUCUUUGAGGUGAUAGACCUGGAUGGGAACGGCCUCCUCAGUCUGGAGGAGUACAACUUCUUUGAGCUCAGGACCAGUGGAGAGAAAUGUGAUGAGGAUGCAUGGGCUGUCUGCAAAGAGAACUUUGACACCCGGAAGAACCAGCUGAGUCGCCAGGGCUUCAUGGAGCUCAACCUGAUGGAGGCCAGCGAGAGGGAGGGAGACCCCACAGACCUCUGGGUAACGCUGGAGGCCAUGGGCUACAACCGCGAUCUGGAGAUGGUGGAGGCAUGUCCGUUCCUGAUAGAUGUUUACUGUGAGGAGGGUCAGUGUACUCUGCAGCCGGUCAGUCUGGAGUCAGGCCACAGGAUCCUGAACACAGCCCUGCAGAGGUCCAUCACGGCCAGGUCAGAGGUCAAAACCCUCAGGGGUCAGGAGAACGUCCUGGUCUACACUUACAGAGGAGAACACAGGAUCUCCACUGUCAUCGCCAACAAGACCAGCCAGAAGGUGACGGUGCACGUGAACAAUGAGCAGAGUAAGAACUGCAGCAGCAGUAGAGGGAUGAGUGUGUUCGCUGUGGAGGUCCCUGCUAGAACCAAGAUGGUGUGCCAGCAUGUCCUGCCCAUCAACGAGCGCCAGGAGUGGACCUACAGCUGUGUGGAGAGCAUUAUACCAUGCCAGUGAAACAGUGAUAGACAGCAACCCUAAUAUUACCCUGGUACUUUAUAAAACGUACUAAUACAAAGGAACAGUGGGCCAAAAGCUAUUUAUAGCCAACAGGAAACUGAAUUAAUUAAUAAUACUAUAUGUAUAACAUGCAUGUAACGUGCCUUUGUGAUAGUGGUGUACUGUUUUUCCAUGGAAUUGUAUGAAAUUAUGUUGAUUUGAAAAUUCUUUACUAUAAAUGUAACUUUCAAUAGAGAUACUGUAGAUCUGUAGCUCAGUUGGUAGAGCAUGGCGCUUGCAACGCCAGGGUUGUGGGUUCGUUUCCCACGGGGGGCCAGUAU
Coregonus clupeaformis (lake whitefish) is the source of this 2316-nucleotide messenger RNA. It is a transcript of the gene efcab7, whose product is annotated as EF-hand calcium binding domain 7. Lineage: Eukaryota; Metazoa; Chordata; Actinopteri; Salmoniformes; Salmonidae. The transcript has 14 exons. The coding region runs from base 152 to 1993 and encodes 613 amino acids. The record is from RefSeq and is a predicted model, not a curated record. Gene Ontology annotation, molecular function: calcium ion binding.